Molecule: messenger RNA, 542 nt
Organism: Racocetra persica
Lineage: Eukaryota; Fungi; Glomeromycota; Glomeromycetes; Diversisporales; Gigasporaceae
Source: the annotation of a GenBank genome assembly
GUAGAAUGGCUUUGGACACGAUUAAUACCACACCUUCUAGUGGUGCUACUCUCGAAUCUACUGAAGUAUUUAAAAUAGUGGACAAGAGUGCUUUUACAAAAUUUAGUAAAUUUAUGUUGACUGAAGAAGAAUUUACCUGGCAUUUAGAAGGAAGUUCUAUGAUUAAGGUUUCUGGUUUGACCAUUAACGACAUUGAAUUAUCAAAAGAUGUUACUUUGAAUGGAAUGAAUAAUUUUCCAAACGUGACUGUUAAUAAUUUUGAUGCUCCUUAUGACCAUCCUGAUGGUGGAAUUGCAAUUUCAAUUAUAUCCACGAUAAAUAAUCCUUCUCACAUUAGUGUUGAAUUAGGCGAUAUAAUGUUUGAUAUUGAUCAUAUGAAUCAAAAUAUUGGUCAAGUUUUUUCAAAAAAUUUCACUCUUAUGAGGGGUGAUAACAAACUUUCUUUAGAAGGUCGUUUGUUACCUCAAAAUUCAUCUGCUGGAGUAGCGGCUGUCAGUGAUAUGUUUUCAAAAUUUAUUACUGGCGAAGAUUCUUUAAUUGAG